UUUUGAGAUGCCAGGCUCUGCAGCAUUAAUGUGUGAUUUCUCAAAUAGCAUCUUUCCAUAUAUUGAUGUCCGGAUCUCUCUCACCCAAUACAAUGCGACUGAUGUAAAACUGUGGUGUCCAGUUUCUCAGACUAAAUCCUGGCUCCUCUGAGGACAGAGAACUGAUAUCAGAGGGCCCUUGCUGUCCGUAAAUCACUUCCACCACCGCGUAGAAGCUGCAGAGGUGAACAACUACCACAAUGUCUGAUACAGAAGAAGUGGAAUAUGAGGAAAGAAGAAGGACAGGGAGAAGUAGCCGAGGAGCCUGAGCUGGAGGAGGCUGCAGAGGAGUAUGGAGAACAUGUAGAAGAGGAGGAGCGCCCCAGGCCAAGUAGGCCCAUGAUGCCCCAACUUGCACCUCCAAAAAUUCCAGAAGGAGAAAGAGUUGAUUUUGAUGAUAUUCAUCGGAAGCGAAUGGAAAAGGAUCUCCUGGAACUUCAGACAUUGAUAGAUGUCCAUUUUGAACAACGUAAAAAGGAAGAAGAAGAACUCAUUGGCCUAAAGGAUAGAAUAGAGAAUCGCAGAGCUGAACGGGCAGAACAACAGCGUUUCAGGACUGAGAAGGAGCGGGAGAGACAAGCCAGAGUGGCGGAAGAAAAAAUGAGAAAAGAAGAAGAGGAGGCUAAAAAACGCGCAGAUGAUGAUGCCAAGAAGAAAAAAGUUCUGUCCAACAUGGGAGCCCAGUAUGGAGGUUAUCUCAUGAAGGCAGAGCAGAAGAGAGGGAAGAGACAAACUGGUCGUGAAAUGAAGAGAAAGAUGCUUGCGGAGCGGCACAAACCUUUAUGCAUUGAUCACAUGAAUGAAAACCAGCUAAAGGAGAAAGCUAAAGAGCUUACAGAAUGGAUGUAUCAGCUGGAGUCUGAAAAGUUUGAUCUCAUGGAGAAGAUGAAAACUCAAAAAUAUGAGAUUAAUGUCCUAUACAACCGUAUAAGCCAUGCACAGAAAUUCAAAAAAGGAGCUGGAAAAGGACGUGUAGGUGGACGUUGGAAGUAAUUGUCCAUUAUGGGGAUUGUGUACAGUACUGGAAGAUGUUGUUUCCAUCCUUCAGAAAUACAUAUUGUGCUCUAUAUAUUUCAUGUUCUGUCUGUACAAAGCGAUUAUCCAGGCACAAACACAUAGUGCUGCCUGCGAUUGUCUUUUAAUGCACAGUUAAAUACAAUGUGGGCUAAAUGCAUUGUCAGCGACUGUCUACUGAUUUCCAUGUAUUCCAAGUCCAACAACCACAAAAAUGUUCCUCGCUAAAUAAAUAACAGUGCAAAAACAUCUGUCUGAAUUUCUGAUGUAUUGCAUGUCUAAA
This is a messenger RNA of Hyla sarda, 1336 nucleotides long. RefSeq names its product troponin T1, slow skeletal type (gene TNNT1). Gene Ontology annotation, biological process: slow-twitch skeletal muscle fiber contraction; sarcomere organization; regulation of muscle contraction. Bases 265 to 1032 code for a protein of 255 amino acids. Gene Ontology annotation, molecular function: troponin T binding; tropomyosin binding. The transcript has 14 exons. Gene Ontology annotation, cellular component: troponin complex. NCBI's taxonomy places the organism in Eukaryota, Metazoa, Chordata, Amphibia, Anura, Hylidae. The record is from RefSeq and is a predicted model, not a curated record.